AGAAAAAUUAACUCUAUUGUCUGGCUGAUGAUGCAAAUUCCUAGUAUACACAUCUGCAUAUAUUCUCAGUAUCUUGGUCAGAUGUAGGUGUGCAGAUUUCCACAGUAGCAGGGAGGGGCGCAGGAAGGAGGAGUGGUGUAAUCGUUCACGAAACUUUGACAGGUGUGUGUGUGUGUGAGAGUGUGCGUGUGUGUGCAAUAGAGAGACAGACAGGGAGGGUUUGUAAAUACAAAUUAGAUCAGGAUGACGCAGGCAGCACUCUUCCCUCUACAUGUGGAGAUGAAGACAGUGAGGGAGGAAGAGGAGAACAGACAGAGGGACAGGAUGAAGGAAUGCACCGGCAGACAGGAAUAUGGAGGAGAGAGAUUAGUGCGUAUCUCACUGGAGGAGAUGGAGAGCUACUACAGAUGCACUCAGUGCUGUCAGCGGCUGCAUAAUGACAUCCUGCAAAGGGAUGGUCCUCUUUGUGCAGCAGAAAUUGGCUCUGAACUCCAGAAGCAGUUUGCCAUCCUGCCAGGGGGCCGCGGGAUGAACGGCAGCCCCAUCAUCGUCUUCCCAGAGUUCCCAGAAUUCAGCGAGCUGGAGGAAGAGGAGGUCCAAAAUGUCCUCAGUUACCUCAGCAGCAUCCCCAGCGUUGCAGCAUCAGGAGUGGGUUUCAUCCUGGUCAUCGACAGACGACUGGACCGAUGGGCCGCCGUCAGGGCUACCCUGCUCCGCAUCGCAGGUUCAUUUCCAGGGAACUUACACUUGGUUCUGGUGUUGCGUCCCACUACUUUGCUCCAGCGGACUCUGUCAGACUUCCUGUUCAAGUACAACAAGGAUGAGUUCAAAAUGAAGGUGGUGAUGCUGAGUUCGGUGACUGAGCUCCAUGCCUAUAUCGACCCAGGACAGCUGACCACAGAGCUUGGAGGCACGCAGGAAUACUGCCAUGACAGCUGGAUCUCACACCGCACUGCAAUCGAGGCAUUCGCCCUCAUGGUGAAGACCACGGCUCAGACCCUGCAGGCAUUUGGCACGGAGCUCGCAGAGACAGAAUUACCAAACGAUGCAGAAGCCACCACCAACCUGCUGCAUACACACACCAUAAAGAAGGAAAAAAUGAAGGAGGAUCUGCAGGUGGCGCUGUCUCAAGGUGGACGCCUGUUGGAGUGUAUCAAUGAGCCUCUUCAGACGGACCCUGAAUACAGCAUGACCUACGAUGAAGUGGAGAACUUAGCGACUGUACAGAGACUCCUGGGUCAGCUUGACGAAACGGAGACAGCAUUCGAUGAUUUCUGGGAGCGUCACCGCACCAAACUAGAACAAUGUUUACAGCUCCGACAUUUUGAACAGCACUUCCGUGAAGUGCGCGCCCAGCUUGACGUGACAUCAGAGAGGUUGUCAGGUUUCUCUGAGGUCAGCGUAAGCCCCGCCCACGCUGAGCAUGUCCUCCGAGAGCUCGGCGGUCAUGAGGAGAAGGCCUGCGACGCACUGGACCGUGCCCUGUCCCUGGCUGGUGAUGGUGACAGGCUGAUAGAAAAUUCCCACUAUGCUGAGGACUCCAUCAGGCCAAAGUGCAGCGAGCUGAGAGCAGUGUGUGAGGAGAUCAACUCCACUCUGAGGAGCAAGAAGAGUCUCCUGCUCAGGGCCAUGGAGCUCCACCACGCUCUGGAGAAGGCGUCACGGUGGUGUGAGGAGGGCAUCUUCCUGUUAGCCAGCCAGCCGGUGGACCGCUGUCAGUCUCAGGAUGGAGCUGAAGCAGCUCUGCAGGAACUGGAGCGUUACCUGGACACAGCACCGCUGCACACCCUCACCGACCGCAGCGCCAUCUGCUGCCAGUUUGAGGCGGUGCUCACUACUCAACUCAGGGACCAGGUAGAGAAGGUUUUCCAGAAGCAAAGCUCCGUACAGGAGAUGUUUGAGAAGAGACGCGUCAGCCUGAAGAAACUUGCCGCUAAACAGACCAGACCGGUUCAGCCAGUAGCACCAAGACCCGAAGUGAAGUCUCCUCUCUCCUCUCCCAAUCAACAGAGAAAGGAAAGAAGAUACUCUGCAGAUAAUGCCAUCUGCAAAAAGGUAGAGUCUCCCGUACAUAAUGGUGGCACCAGACAUGCUUCUCUCUCAGAAGAAGAAGAAAACCUGGCAGUACUUAGACGCCAUGUGAUGAAUGAACUGCUGGAGACAGAGAGAGCGUAUGUGGAGGAGUUACUGUGUGUGUUGGAGGGUUAUGCAGCUGAGAUGGACAACCCUGCCAUGGCUCACCUCAUCCCCAGCACCCUGCUGAGCAAGAAGGUCGUCUUGUUCGGCAACAUGUCUGAAAUCUACCAGUUUCAUAAGAGGACAUUUCUAAAGGAGCUGGAAGCAUACACUGACUGCCCAGAAUUAGUGGGCCGCUGCUUCUUAGAGAGGAUGAAGGACCUGCAGAUCUACGAAGCAUACUGCCAGAAUAAACCUCGCUCUGAGAGCUUGUGGAGACAGUGCUCCGACUGUGCCUUCUUCCAGGAGUGCCAGAAGAAGCUGGAACAUAAACUUGGUUUGGACUCCUACCUCCUUAAACCCGUCCAGAGAAUCACCAAGUACCAGCUACUGCUGAAGGAGUUGUUGAAGUACAGUAAAGGCUGUGAUGGCUGCGAUGACCUACAGGAAGCUCUUUCCUCCAUCCUGGGGAUCCUGAAAGCUGUUAAUGACUCCAUGCACCUCAUCGCCAUCACAGGAUACGAGGGUAAUCUGUCAGAGCUGGGUCGCCUGCUGAUGCAAGGCUCCUUCAGUGUGUGGACGGAGCAUAAAAAAGGUCACGCCAAGGUCAAGGACCUGGCUCGGUUUAAGCCCAUGCAGAGGCACUUGUUCCUGCACGAGAAGGCUCUGCUGUUCUGUAAGAAGAGGGAGGAGAACGGGGAGGGCUAUGAGAAAGCUCCAUCUUACAGCUUCAAACACUCCCUCAGUAUGAGCGCAGUGGGCAUCACAGAGAAUGCUAAAGGAGACAACAAGAAGUUUGAGAUCUGGUGCAACUCCAGAGAUGAAGUUUUUAUAGUGCAGGCUUCAACACCAGAGGUUAAAACAGCAUGGGUGAACGAGAUACGCAAAGUCCUGACCCAGCAGCUCAAAGCCUGCAGAGAUGCCAGUCAGCAGAAGAGCUCAGACUCUGUUUCCCCGAGUCCUACCAGCAACAACAUGUCCAUCUCCCUCAGUCCCUUUCGUAGCAGCAGUCAGAAAAACCAGAAGAAGCAAGAGGAGAAGAAGGCGGAGAUGAGCACGAUGUCUGACUCCUCUUCGUCACCCAAACACAAAGGCUGGAACAAGGUUUCCCUCUCGGUGGACGCCUCAGAAGAGAAUGAUGACUACUCCAGCGGCGAGGACCCCAUGAACUCUGACCCUGAGGAUGAAGUAGGGAGGAAGCUGGCUCCGGGAAGGUAUACGGUGGUAGCGGACUGCGAGAAGGCAGGACCUCAAGAGCUGUCUGUGAAGAGCGGAGACAUGGUCCAGCUAAUCAGAGAAGGAGAGGACGGGCAGUGGUUUGUGAAGAACCUUCGCAGCAGUAAGGAGGGCUGGGUGGCAGCAGCAAACCUCCUCAGCCUCAUCUCAGAGUCCAAGUCAUCCCAGUCGCUCAGCAGCUCAGAUGGCAGCGUCUCGGGGAACCUCAGCACUUCCUCCAGCUGCAGCGAGACCUACACCAGCUUCUCCGACAUCAAACCCUGACCUGCCAUCACUGUCUAAGGCUCCAUCCUUAACCUGAAACCAUUUCCAUGUGGAAUUACAAAACCUGAAAGCUCACCCUGACAGGAGGACAGAGUCAAAGUGAUUCAUCACACUGACCAUCCACGUCACAGUUUGUUGGAUCCAACCAAAAAUGAAAACCAUCACUGUAUCUGCGAAUGUUUUCUGAGUAUUUACAGCCACCUGUCAGUCUCACUUUUACCUUCCAAGUUAUCAUGUUGGUUGAAUUUUCAGUAUUUUCACAGUUCAAUCCAGAAAAUUCAGAUAACAUCAGGGAAAAAUAGUUCCUCGACAUACAUGUUCUCGUCAUGUGAUGUAUCACUCCUGUCAGGCCUUAUUUAAAGAUCAUAGUGUCUGUACUCAGAGAAAAUGUCUUCAGUCUUAUAUUUAAUCCUUCAUAUGUAGCAUUAAUGUGGACACAGUUAUAGAAUAUCUGCACUAAGUGUGAGCUCUCAGCAGCCCCUUCAAGUGGAUAACAUCACAGCAUAGUGACAGAUUCUUUGUGUGAAACAUCGACAGGUACAGAUACUAUCAGACCGGUAUUUCACAUGAUGCUUUAGUGUCAGACAUUAAUCGUACACUGUGAAAACUGGCAGCUGGCUGCAACAAGAAAAACGCUUUGGGUGCAUCUUGGAGCAUCUCUGAGCAGGUCAGAUUUUCAGGCGUGUUACUGUAAGUCUCGUCACCUUUUUGUACAUGGGACACAUACUGGGUGAGGUGUGUUGAAUCCCUUGUAGUUUCUGGCGGGCCAGUUGUUUCAAAGUAGUCUCCUCAUUCAAGAAUGCUGUAUUCCUGUCUUGUUGAUAUUAGCCUCCUGUUCCCUGGUUUCACGGUUUAUAGGAAACAGCGUGUGAAUGUCACCAACAGCCCUACCUGGUGGUCAGAUGUCAUGCACGUCUCCUGCUACACGUACAAAUCACUUACACAGAAAGCGGCAGCUUGAAACAACUUUUCAACCUCUUUUUUCGUUUUUUUCCCCCCCAAGAGCGAUUGUCUGACUCGCCUCUGAACUGCUCUGGAUUUACCUCUCAGGAAGCCCAAGAAGUUGCGUGGGCAGGCAGGUGUGACUGCAUACCUGCUUGUGUUGACUAAGUGUCUUUGUGUGAGGGCAUUCUUGCACACGUUUGUGCUUCAGAACAAAUCCCAACAAGUCACAAAACUCCAGACUGGCCAUUUGGCCACAGACAGCAGCUGGGUCAGAGUUGCACACAAGUUCUUAUUUAAGGACAUUAUAGCGAAAUUAGUCAUGCAUUUAGCUGCCGGAUUAAUUUCUAGUCAGGUAAAGUUAAUGGGAGAGUUCAAUUUUUUUGAAGUGGGUUUAUAUGAGAUACUAUAUACAGUAGAUGUCAGUCAACAAGCCCCAGUUAGGAGAAGCAGA
Molecule: messenger RNA, 5071 nt
Organism: Plectropomus leopardus (leopard coralgrouper)
Lineage: Eukaryota; Metazoa; Chordata; Actinopteri; Perciformes; Serranidae
Product: guanine nucleotide exchange factor DBS-like
Biological process (GO): intracellular signal transduction; positive regulation of Rho protein signal transduction
Cellular component (GO): cytoplasm
Molecular function (GO): guanyl-nucleotide exchange factor activity; protein binding
Source: RefSeq, a predicted model, not a curated record